GCACGAGGCUUCCGGUGCCGCGAUGGGCCACCUUCGUAUGGAGUGCACCAUCCUAAACCCGAACUUCUCGGUGCUGGACAGCGAGAAGAACGUUGUCCUGAUGAUCAAAGGACCGCUGUGCACAUCGUCCAUCUGUGCCCAGGACGUGGUCUUUGACAUCCUAACUAUGGACGGCGUCACAAAGAUUGGCGCGAUGACGAAGGUCUGGUCCGGAUUGACCAGCGAGUACUGCACCGACGCCGGACAGUUCGCGGUCACCUUCCCCUUGGACUUGGAUGUGAAGAUUAAGGCCGUGCUGCUCGGCGCGGUUUUUCUAAUCGAUUUCAUAUACUUCGAGUCCAUACGAUGCGAGAGGCAACCGGAUCUUCCUGUCAACCUUAUAAAUUAGUUAUCCGAAGAUCACCGAUCUUGUCGUGCUUCCCUAAAGACAGCCAGGCUUUCCAGAAAAGCCUUUGCGCAGUCGACUGCAUGUUUGCGAACGUGGUCAUAACGGUAUUCGCACUUAUUACUAUACUCGCAGGUAACAGGCUAUUGUUUAUGGUUUUCUCGUGCGUUUAUUGCACGAUACCUUCUUUAUCGUGUGGAGGCAGCUAGAUUAAUGUUAAGGCAGC
Molecule: messenger RNA, 611 nt
Organism: Dermacentor andersoni
Lineage: Eukaryota; Metazoa; Arthropoda; Arachnida; Ixodida; Ixodidae
Product: phospholipid scramblase 3-like
Biological process (GO): plasma membrane phospholipid scrambling
Cellular component (GO): plasma membrane
Molecular function (GO): phospholipid scramblase activity
Source: RefSeq, a predicted model, not a curated record